AUGGAGAAGCUGGACACCACCGAUGGACAGCUUUUCAUCAAGAAUCUCGCCAGUUUUGUACGAACCCACGAAAAGGCGCUCGCGAAUGCACUUCAGCUGAAGCGCCAACCGACCAGAAAUGGCCAAACUACCCAGACCGGCUCGUCUUCGGGCUCGACUUCCUCCACCCUCGCUGCCGCCUUGUCCUUCGGCGCGCUAAAGUUCACUUCGCAGAGCGUCAAGCCCGCGAAGCUCACCCUCACCCCUCACCACCUCUUUUACCUCCUCUCUCGCUUUGAAGAAAUCUCCAUUGCCGUGGGCCCUAUGAAUGUUAGAUUGGAGAACAUCCAUACCGACGUGUCACAGUCCUACGUGUCCUUCCUGAAUAAACCUCAAAGGUCAAAAGGUGACAGAGACUCGAUUCACUCUGUGUCUAGUGUCCGUAGCGUCAUGUCUGGUAUGAGUUCACUCUGGUCCUCGUUUGGGUUGGCCUCCAAGGAUGCUUUCUCCAAAUCUGAAAAGGCCAAGGCUGCCUUAGAAGCCGAUAUCAAAUACCUAUACUCGGCGUUUACAAAAAUCCCCUGCCUGCGUCUAGCACCCGACCGUCGUGCUCGGCUGAUCCGUGGCUACGAAGAAUUCCCAUUUGACACUGCCGUCCCUCUCCAUUCCUUCAAGAAUUUGAGCGCGUUAGAGAUUAUUGAUAUAGACUUUCGUUCCUUCUACGGCUGGGACCGACUAUCGGAACAACUACGGACCUUGACUUUGAAGAGGGCUAACAUCGAAGACCCGGCGGAGCUACUGACGGGCAUUGUUCUGGACGAUAUUGACAAACGCCGCCGCCGCUCUUCGAAACACCAGAGCUCGCCUGUCCUAGGAUGGAGUGGAAACACCAACCCUCGGCCGGUUAGCAGACAUGAGCCAAGCGGAUCCCUCUCCGCCCCUGGGUCCCCAGUGACAGAUACCGCGCUCGGCUCAAGUGCCAGCCCACAGGCAGUAUCAAUGAUAAGGAUGGCAUCUGAGGGGGCAAAGCCCCGCCUACGAGCUGGAAGCGUUUCUCCUUCGCGCCCGAGUGGCUCGAAGCACUCCACUCAUCGUCGCGGCCAAUCGUCGCGGAUUAGGCGUACUGGAUCAGGGAGCUCCAAUUCAAGUGACAACUCGGGCUACCGUACCGGAAGCUCUACGAACUUGUUAGCAAAUGCCCUCCCAUCGUCCAAAUGGCGAUUCCUGCGGCAUUUGGGGCUCCCUGACAACUCCCUAACCUCUGUUUCUGCGGCUGGCUUAGCUCCUGUCGCCAACACCUUGCACUCGCUGGAUCUGUCAACGAACCUCUUCACUGAGGUUCCCGACAGUCUAGCUUCCUUGAUCGCCUUAAGAGCCUUGAAUCUGUCCAACUGCAUGAUAGAAUCUCUCCAUUCCUUGUCUCGCAACCCCCUUCCUGCCAUCACUGCGCUCAAUCUUCGCGCCAACCGCCUUCGCUCCCUCGCGGGCAUUGAACGGUUGCUGUCGUUGGAACGGCUAGAUCUCCGCGAUAACAAACUUUCAGAUCCCAUGGAGAUUGCCCGGCUUACUAGUCUCCCUGAGAUACGGGAGAUCUGGGUGAUGGGAAAUCCUUUCGUGAAAACGCAUCCCAACUACCGAGUUCUCAUCUUCAACCUGUUCCGCCGUACCCCUGGGUAUUCAGAAGACAUCAUUAUCGACGGUUCCGGCCCUGGAUUCACAGAACGGAAGCAGCUGGUUGAGCGAGCUGCAGAGCCGGAGCUUGUGCCGGUCAUUCGAUCUACCGCCGCUGAUAAUUCUACGCUUGUCAGCAAGCCUUCCAUUUCCCCUGUUACCGGAGCUUCCGCCAUCCGAUCUGGACAAGAUGUAGACAUCUCACGGAUAGAACAUCUUGUCGACGACAAUGGCGCCGGCUCUAGCCGCAGGAAAAAGCCUCACCGGAGAAGAAUAGUUGACCCAUCUGGAGCACCCGCUGUCGAAGGGGAUAGAGAUUCAGGUGCGGUGGUACCUUCUGUCCUUCCUGCUCAAGAUCUUCAGUUGCCUGUUGAUCCGUUUGUCUCGUCGCCUACCGACAGUCAAUGGAAAUCUGAUGGUGGUCCCCAGGCCGGAUCCUUCUACCCCCCAAGCCCGGGAGAGGCCAACAAAGACCGAGAUGACUCUGCCUCCCCAGCAAAUGAUAUUCUGGCUCUGCAACGCACGCUACAGGGUCUCGAAUGGGGCGUAGAUGGAGACUUCCAGAAGCACCAACUCGCAGCCCUUCAGCAGGAGCUCGGCAGUAGCUUUCUCGCCGCACUGCGGGACCACGCCUGGAACCACGCCCAAAUGACCGUCGCUGUUCCCCGCACAGGCACCUACAUUAGCGAAUCGUCUCGACUAUCACCCGAAUCCUUGUCGAGGGCUAAUAGCCAACCUCUCUUGAGCGGGCCCCAUCCCAUUAUAUAA
Molecule: messenger RNA, 2418 nt
Organism: Aspergillus mulundensis
Lineage: Eukaryota; Fungi; Ascomycota; Eurotiomycetes; Eurotiales; Aspergillaceae
Product: leucine-rich repeat domain-containing protein
Exons: 2
Coding region: 1-2418 (805 amino acids)
Cellular component (GO): cytoplasm
Molecular function (GO): protein kinase binding
Source: RefSeq, a predicted model, not a curated record